Molecule: messenger RNA, 1368 nt
Organism: Peniophora sp. CBMAI 1063
Lineage: Eukaryota; Fungi; Basidiomycota; Agaricomycetes; Russulales; Peniophoraceae
Source: the annotation of a GenBank genome assembly
AUGGAGGACUUCUCUCAGGACCACUCUAAGCUGUUGCUUUCCAGAGAGUGGCUCUCGAAAGUGGAUGGAGAUAGCUCGACGGCUUACUUGAUGAAAUUCAGCGCCUCUUUUUCCGACCAGUCGUGCGUGUUCAUGGUCACGGACACGAAGUCCGUUUGGGCCGAAGUACUCAAUACGCAGAGACUGAUACGACGCUGGCAGAGUUUGAAUCCCUCUACAUCACCUACGGACCUUCCACCACCAGAAGCCAACCUUGAACAAUGGAUCGACGCCAUCGUGCAAUGUCUUAGAGACUCGCACACUUUGGGCGGCAUGGAUGACAUGUCAAUGGAGCUUGAGCCUUCUCCCUACGCUGACUUGUGCAUCGCUUUCGGUGGACAUGGCUUCAAAUGGCGUUGGGAUACGUGCAUCCUUCCGCCUAAACUAGCAGCCGAGGUUCUCUCAAGGCAUCUCAUUAUCCCGCUCAUAUGCACUGCAAAUCUGGCGUUUACGACGAGCGACCCGCUAGCUGACAUGCCCGAGGGCGAACUGGAAAAGGCUGUGGACAAGGUCGGCCGCACCGCGAGACGCAGCGUUGACACGCAUCUCCGGACUACGGUCACGCGCCCGCGGUUGUCGACGACUCUUCGCCGUGUGACCGCGUUAUUCGACUUCAAUACGAGCCCGCCGCGCAUAGCCGGGGAAGCCGACAGGCCCGACAUCAGGCUACCCAUCGCGCCACAGGAGCCGGAGCCAGGCGACAGCAAAGGCAAGGGCAAGGUGUCUGGCCAUGACUCGGCCUCGACGAAAACGCCGAGUCGUGCAUCUAGUCCGGAUAUUGCGCCGGAUGUCGAGCCGAUGGCCGUAGAUGAGCCUAACAUUUUCGUGGGUAACGACAUAAAAGGCAAGGACAAGGUACACACCCAGCCCGAGUCGCAGGUAUCAGCUACCGCGCCCUCGCAGCCACAGCCAUCUGCGCCAGCGGACGAGGGUUCUGAUACUGCACCAGACAGCGACGCUGAAGCUGUACCUCCUCGAAAGACGCCUGUCCCUGCAGCAUCCUCUACCCUGCCAGUCCCGAUCCCGAAUCUACCUGCAAAGGCUAAGCCCACGGCCCCGCGCAAGGCUACCACACCUGACGGAUCGAGCGGUGAUUCUGACGCGAAGCCGAAGAGCAAGCCUGCGAAAGCGCCUCCCACUCGGCACGCUGACGAUGAUUCCUCCUCGUCCGAUUCCAGUCCUCCCCCUGCAAAGAAGAGCAGAGCUGCCCCUGCGCGCAAGCCAAGUGCCGUAGACGACUCUAGCAGUGACUCGGAUGGGGAGAGGAGAACUGCCGGGGCACGGCGAGGGACGAGGCAACCUAUUAAGCGCGGAGGGAGACGCUUCUGA